Messenger RNA from Aspergillus steynii IBT 23096, 1213 nucleotides. RefSeq lists its product as uncharacterized. The transcript has a single exon. The coding region runs from base 467 to 856 and encodes 129 amino acids. NCBI's taxonomy places the organism in Eukaryota, Fungi, Ascomycota, Eurotiomycetes, Eurotiales, Aspergillaceae. The record is from RefSeq and is a predicted model, not a curated record.
CCACCCCUUGAAUCCAGUAUCCGAGUAGACCCGAGGAAAUCGCGCACCGAAUGAUUCCAUCGUGAUCACACCCGAUACUACGCCCUGAUCGUAGCCGAAGAGCAGGCCACCCAGGGUUGAGAACUGCAAAAGAUCGGGGCUAUGGUUAGAGGUAGCCCGUCAUCGUGCAGGAUAUGCGGAACCCCCAGCCGCGAGAGAGAUACGGCCGUCGAGGUAGGGGGAGAGACUCACGGAAGCAACCCCUAGGAGAUACGGGUUUCGGCGAAUAAGCGCAAAGCCACCAUCGGGGGCAGUAUUGACAGCUGACUCCAUUGCUCUUGCGUUGUUGCACGGAUGUGCGGUGCAGAUGUAGUGGAUUGCUUUGGAUAAUGCCGAGAGAGGGAGGGAGAAACAGAGAAAGGCCACACUCUAUUUGAAUGCUCCGUUUGCUCUCUUGUGCAAAGUCCAUCAACCCCUCACGCUGGAGAUGAGGUCCAUCGCACGACAGUCCGCCGUUCUUGCCGUUCUCGCCGUCGUCUGUAAAGUGGAAGUGAAAGGACAGGACCGAGUCAAGUCCGAGUGGUCGGAGGUGAAGCGUCCGGACCAAAUUGUCGAGAGAGAAGCGUCGGCAUCCUCUGAGCCGACGGAGGUGGGCAUCACGAGAUGCCAGAAUGCGGGGAGAGAAAGUCUUGAGGCGGGGAAAUCCGUCCACCCGCCGAUCAUCAAUUGGCGACUCACUUCACAGUUCACACCGUGUAGGACAGAUGAUAUCAUCGACGCCUGGCUCGGAGAUGACAGCAAAGAUACUAUUCCCGAGAGUGUGUCCGGUUGGAAGCAAGGGGGAAUGCCUCGUCAUCAACCCGUGAAGACAGGCUGAAGAACCGAUCAAGGGAUCGGAGUAUAAACUCGACCGACGUAGGCAGUAUGAACGGACCUUAUUUUGACCUUGAUGCCAGUAAGAAUAGAGUACCUGGCCAAUCGGUAUGGCCAUGUUUCUAUUUUUCAAAGUAGAUGAAGCGUUACGGCAAAACCCUAGCGAGAUCUCGAUCGACAGGAGACCAAGAACCAUGGAUCUUUCAUAGAGCGACUCGAUUGAGUAAUGUCAAGGACUGCAGAACUAUAAAAAGUAAACCACACCGUCGGGCAGUCUUCAGUUCGGCAUACCUCCCAAUUCCCAACCUCACCUUAUCGGCAAGGGUUGCUUUCCUUGCGUGAGGGUGAAAGUCGAGGCAGA